CGCGGCGGCGCGCGGCCCGCAGUCGGCGGCGCGCGGCACACAGGCGCGGACACUCGGCGCAAACUCAAAAAAGUUUUUAAGCGUUCGCCGCAAAUAGUUUUUGAGACUGGCUCCGGAGAAAAAAGGGCGUAACUCUAUAUGUCAGCAAAAAGGGCGCGUUAGUUUUUGAAGCUAGUGUUAUAGUUUAUAUUUUUUGUUUUAAAGUAUUAAAUAGUAAGUGAGAUGAAGGGGCAGAGCAAGCGGCUGGCGGACCACAAGGGGCGCGCGUACGACAUGUUCGUGCGCCGGAGGAGGCCCCAGGCGGAGCCGCAGCUCGGCUUCCUCGACCUGUGGCGCUACGCGUCCCCCCUGGAGAUAGCCGCGACGGUGGCGGGCGUGCUCCUGGGCGUGCUGUGCGCCUGGUGCCUGGUGGCCGCCAUCAGCAUCUACGGCGACCUGACUGCGCUGUUCGUGACCCGCAGCAAGCGGGAGGAGACCGUGAGGGCCAACAUACUCGUGUUCUUCGGCGGAGGCGAGCGAGUGUCGUCCCCGGAGGCGGAGCCGCAUCGCGCGGCGCUGGUGGCGGACUCGUGGUCCUUCCUGUACGCGUCGCUGGCCAUCAUGGCGCUGCAGCUCGCCGCCGCCGCCGCCGCCGUCACCCUCACCAACUGGGCCGCCAGGAGAAUGGUGAGUCGGCUGCGCUGGCGGCUGCUGCGCGCGGCGCUGCGGCAGGAGCUCGCCUACUUCGACACCAACAAGUCCUUCAACUUCGCCGCCGCCGUCACUGAAGACAUGGAGAAGCUGCUAGCGGGCACGGGCGAGCACGUGGCGAUGGUGGCGUACCUGUGCGGCUCGGUGCUGGCGGCCGCGGCCACGGGCGCCGCGCUGGGCUGGCAACUUACCCUGGCCGGGCUCAGCGUGGUGCCCGCCGCGCUGGUUGUGGCCAAUCUUGUUGCUAAGUACCAGACUCGUUACUCUGACGAGGAGGCGGCGUCGUACGGCGUGGCGGCGCGCGGCGCGCAGGAGGCGCUGGCGGGCGUGCGCACCGUGCGAGCCUACGCCGGCGAGGACAUCGAGGUCAAGCGCUAUGUGGACAACCUCGCACCAGCAGCAGCAGCGGCGAAGAAACGCGGUCUCUGCGCUGGCAUCGGUGCAGGCAUGGGCUGGCUGCUGACGUACGUGCUGAACGCGAUCGUGCUGUCGUACGGCGCGCGUCUGUGCGUGCGGGACAUGGACCUGCCGCCGGAGGACGUGCAGUACCACCCCGGCGCGCUGCUCACUAUCCUGUUCUGCACGUUCAUGGCGGCACAGAACAUCGCGAUGUGUCACCCGCACUUCGAGUUGUUCUCAGCAGCUCGCGGCGCCGCGCGGUCGGUCUACUCACUGCUGGAGAGGACCUCCAGGAUUGAUGCACUGAAGGAGGAAGGAGAGAAACCCGAGAAGUUUGUGGGGAACAUCGUGUUUGAUAACGUGUAUUUUAACUACCCGUCAAGGCCUGAUGUUAAGGUGCUCCGCGGCCUGUCCCUCUCGGUGCCGGCGGGCUCCACCGUGGCGCUGGUGGGCGGCUCCGGCUGCGGCAAGUCCACGCUGCUGCAGCUGCUGCUGCGCCUGUACGAGCCGGCCUCGGGCAGUGUGACCGUGGACGGCCGGGCGCUGGAGACGCUGCAGCUCGGGCACUAUAGGAGGAGCAUUGGCGUGGUGGGCCAGGAGCCGGUGCUGUUCUCGGGCUCCAUCCGCGACAACAUCACGCUGGGGGCCGGCGACGUGUCCGACGAGCAGGUGCAGCUCGCGGCGCGCACCGCGCAUGCGCACGCGUUCAUCACCAAGCUGGCCGAUGGCUACAACACGAUGCUGGGCGAGUCCGGAGCGCAGCUCUCCGGCGGCCAGAAGCAGCGCAUCGCCAUCGCGCGCGCCGUGCUGCGCCGCCCCGCGCUGCUGCUGCUGGACGAGCCCACCUCGGCGUUGGACCCGGCCAGCGAGAGACAGGUGCAAGCCGCCCUCGACACCGCGAGUCAAGGCAGAACCACGCUAGUGGUUUCCCAUAGACUGUCGACGAUAGUGAACGCGACCACCAUCGUGUAUCUGGAGCAGGGCGCAGUGAGGGAACAGGGCUCGUACCGCGAGCUGCUGGCGAGAAGAGGCGCCUUCUGGGAGCUCGUGCAGGCGGACCUGUCGCAUCAGCCGAGCAUGACUCCAGCGAUCGCUGAAGCGCCAGCCGACGAGGAAGCGGAUGACGCGGACGUGGUGUGCGCCGCCGACGCUCUGCCGCACUUCACGCGCGCACACAGCGCCAGCGACAGCGUCAGAGCGUCUAUCACAAGCGCGCUCCGCGGCAGCCGCCGCAUCGGCUCCCUCGCCGCGCCCGCGCCCGUCGUGCCUGAGGCUACUGAGGUCCCAGAAAGCGGCCCUGAGGAACUCCCUGAGGUAUCAACAGCGGCGCUGCUGAAGCUGAACGCGCCGGAGUGGCGGCUGCUGGCGGGCGGGGGCGCCGCCGCCUUCCUCGUCGGGGCCACCAUGCCCUGCUUCGCGCUGCUCUUCUCCAAGAUAUAUGGGAUGUUCGCGUUAUCCGACCCGGAGGAGAUCCUGAGCCAGGCGGAGUUGUUCGCGAGCCUGUUCGCCGGCGUGGCGGGGCUCUGCGGGCUGGCCACGUUCCUGCAGGCCUGGCUCUUCAACCGCGCCGGGUCACGGCUCACUGACCGGCUCCGGGAGCUCACCUUCAGCAGCUUCUUGAGACAGGACCAGGGUUGGCUGGACUCGGAGCACAACUCGGUGGGCGCGCUGUGCGCCCGCCUCGCCUCCGACUGCGCCGCCGUGCAGGGCGCCACCGGCACGCGCCUGGGCACGGUGCUGCAGGGCGUGAGCACGCUGGUGCUGGGCGUGGCGCUCGCCGCCGCCUACUCCUGGCGCAUGACGCUCGUCAGCCUGCUCAGCAUACCCACCGUGAUGGGCGGUAUUUACCUGGAGAGCUACGUGAUGGAGAAGGCGGAGGCGGCGGCGCGCGCCGGCAUGGAGCAGGCCAGCCGCGUGGCUACGGAGGCCAUCAUCAACAUACGCACCGUGCAGAGCUUGGGUGUAGAAGAAGCCCUGCUGUCCCGCUACGCAGCAGCGUUGGAGGCGGGCGGCGGCGGCGGCGCGGCGGCGCGCGUGCGCGGGCUGGUCUACGGGCUGUGUCUGUGCGCGCCCACUCUUGGAUACGCCAUCUCGCUGGCCUACGGAGGGUAUCUCAUCGCCAGGGAAGACAUGCCGUAUGAAUAUGCUAUACUAGUAUCCGAAGCGCUGAUCUACGGCGCGUGGAUGCUGGCGGAGGCGCUCUCGUUCGCCCCUAACUUCGCGGCGGCGCGGCGCUCCGGGGCCCGUAUUAUACAGAUCAUGAACCGCACGCCCGCCAUCGUCACUGAGGAUUCCGUUGAAGAUGAUCCCAGCUGGUCAGCGCAAGGCACAAUCGAGUACAAGUCUGUCUCGUUCCGCUACCCGACGCGGCCGCUGGUGCCGGUGCUGCGCGGGCUCUCCCUGCAGGUGCCCGCCGGCCGCACCGUGGCGCUGGUGGGCGCCAGCGGCUGCGGCAAGUCCACGCUCAUGCAGCUGCUCAUGCGCACCUACGACCCGAAUGAGGGCAGUGUGGAGCUAGACCGCAAGGACAUCAAGCGUCAGCUGUCGCUGCGGCGCCUGCGCAAGCAGCUGGGGCUGGUGCAGCAGGAGCCCGUGCUGUUCGACCGCUCCGUGCGCGACAACAUCGCCUACGGAGACAACUCGCGCAUCAUCCCCAUGGAGGAGAUCCUGGAGGCGGCUAGACAGGCCAAUGUGCACAGCUUCAUCUCGUCUUUGCCUAUGGGUUACGACACAAACCUCGGCGGCGGAGGGGCUCAACUGUCAGGCGGACAGAAGCAGCGCAUCGCCAUCGCACGAGCUCUCGUCAGGAACCCCAAGAUAUUGCUACUGGAUGAGGCAACCUCGGCGUUAGAUGCUGGCAGUGAAAAGAUAGUACAAGAAGCGCUAGAAGCGGCGUCUAAGGGCAGAACUACAAUCAUGAUCGCGCACAGACUGGCUACCGUGAGGCAUGCCGACACCAUCUGUGUCAUUGACAAAGGCGUGGUGGCGGAGCAGGGCUCGCACGCGGAGCUGGCGGCACGUGGUGGACUCUACGCGCAGCUGCUGGAGCAGCAGGGCGCGCUGCCGUGAGCAGCCGGCGUGGGCUGCCUUAGACCAAUGUUAGACUGUUUAGCUGCUGGAGAGCUGUUUAGGAUCUAAUGUACAUUUAACUGAUGUGGAAUUAUUUGGUUAUUUACGCAGCAUGGCAUUUCUAAAUGUAUGCUUUGAAAUUUUCUUCAUUGGCAAUUGUUAGUCCGUAGUUAUGUAGAAAAAAUGUUUAGUGUCAAUCAACCAAAGUCAUGUAUUGCUCUCUGAACAUUCAGCUUUAGAGGAACCCUCGAAUUUAAAAAGUUUUUUUAGUUAAAGUAAUAAAGUUAUUUUAUAAUUUUACAUUUUAAAAGUUCCUUUGUUAUUUUAGGACACAAAAUUACUUAAUGAUACCUAAUGACAUAGGUCUAGGUCGUGAAAAACGAAUUUAACAAUAGGUAAUAUCCGUCCUAAAGGUACCUUAGGUAUCUUACAUUGAUAUUGAUAGUAUUACGUUAGAAAAAAUAGAUAGUUGGUAUUUAGAUUAAGUGCUAUUUAUUUUGUGCAAUUAAGUAUUCUAAAAUGAAUGCACGCUAAAACAUGCCAUUAGUAUAAAAGUAUCAUAAUAAUUAUCUUAAGUCGUAUUGUUGUUAACGAAGUAGAUGUAUGUAGACAAUUACUAAACUGGAUACAUUCAUACGUUGUAUUUAAUCGGUGAAUUAAAUUUAAAAAAACUGUUCAUUAAUCGUAAGUACCUAAAAGUAAAUAGGUAUCCGCUUGCAUUAAUGUGAGAUGCGUAAUUUUCACAGCAUUCAAUGGUAUCAGUCUUCAGUUUUUAACCGACAAAAAAAAGAAGAUUCUCAAUUUGUCUGUAUGCAUGUUUUACUACUUUAAACGUCACUGAUACAAUACAAAACCAAUUCUAUGUUUUUAAAGUGUAGGUGGAUACAAACGAAGAUGAUUUAGACAUAGUAGGGUUUAUCGUUAUCGAAUAUGACAGAUGUCUAAUGAUUAAUUAAGUUAAUAAUCUAUGUUAAGUGAAAUAGUGAGUCCUAGUGAAAAUAUCUUAGUUUUAGCUAUUUUAUUUUGUUAGAAUCUUAAUAUUACAUGUGAUAUUUUUUUGAAUAAUUAUAUUGUUUUUCCAACGA
Messenger RNA from Plutella xylostella (diamondback moth), 5243 nucleotides. Its product is annotated as multidrug resistance protein homolog 49. Gene Ontology annotation, biological process: oligopeptide export from mitochondrion. The record is from RefSeq and is a predicted model, not a curated record. Gene Ontology annotation, molecular function: ABC-type oligopeptide transporter activity; ATP binding; ATP hydrolysis activity. Lineage: Eukaryota; Metazoa; Arthropoda; Insecta; Lepidoptera; Plutellidae. Gene Ontology annotation, cellular component: mitochondrial inner membrane.